UCCUCUCCACUUGGCGACGCUCUCAGCUAAUAUGCUUCUCUUCUUCACACUGUCCCUAUAAAGGCACGAGAAGUCACCAAGCAAAUGGCUAAUACUUAAAAAGCCUAAAACACAGAAACUCCAAAAGGCAACGCAAGCACAGGCCAGAAAAUUAAAUUAAAUAAGAGCAAUGGCAACCACAAGAUCUUUACGUUCCCGUAGGCCUCUGGGUCACGUUCCUCCUCCUGGUUCAGCUUCAUCACCUGUUACGGCUGUGAAAUGUAUCGGCAAGAGUACUGCAGGGUUAUUGGGUGGAGAGAAGAUGGUUUCAGGAGCCGAUGAUGAAAGGAAAUCAACGGCGACUGCUGUGAAAGCAUCCGUGGCUGUUAAAGAAAGCUUGAUCAAUGCAGAACCAAGGGUUGAUGAGGGAAUAGAUUUGGCUUCUUUGCUUGCCAAUGUUGGUAAUGCUUUGUUUAAGGUGUUGAGGCCUGCUGUUAAACGAAAGCCCUGGAAUUUACAGGUCCAGAUGUUCAUUGAAAAGGCCAUAAUUGGUUGUGGGUUCUUUACAUUGUUUGCAAUUGCAGGAUCCUUGCUUAGUUCAGUAUUGUGUUUUCUGGAGGGUUGCUCUCUCAUUCUGGAAUCAUACUUUCACUAUUUUAGUUCGUUAUCUCAGAGUUCAGAUCAAGGACAAAUGGUGCAGUUGCUUAUAGAAGCCAUUGACCUAUCCUUGGUAGGCACAGCCAUGCUUAUAUUUGGGGUUGGGCUGCAUGUCAUCCUUGUAGGACCAAAUCAUUCAAAAGCAAAAAGGCAAUGGCUGCCAGAAUCAAACUUUUUUGGACUUUUCUAUUUGAAGUUUCUUCCAUCGUGGGUGCAGAUGGAGUCAGUUACCCAAGCAAAGUAUAGAAUUGGGUAUGCUGCAAUUAUGAUCCUUCAAGUGGGAUUGUUGGAAAAAUUCAAGAAAGUACCUCUGGUUACGAGUUUGGAUCUUGCCUGUUUUGCUGGAGCUGUGCUUGUUUCCUCUGCGUCUAUAUUCGAUCUCUCAAAACUCUCAGUUGGUGAUAUUGGCGGAGAAGGCAGGUAACAGAGGAAUGUGCAUGUCAUCAGUGCAUAUAUACUUGGCACCCAUGAAGGCCGUUGUAUAUGUACACACAAGGGUUACAUGAAAUAAUUUUUCUUAUAGUAAGGAUCACCGUGCACCGACAGAAGAGCCAUUGUCAUCAGAAGAAAAGGAUUCAAACAGACUAUAAUUACAAUCUCUAACAAGCUUCUAUUUCCCUACGGAUUUUAGACUCAUCAACGAACAGAAGAUCAUUAAAUUUGCUGCCUCAUCUUUCGAUAUAGAGAGGACACUAGAGAUGUCAGAGAUAUCUUCUUCCAUGCGUUGGCGUGUAUCUUAUUGCUUAAUGAUCCUACAGUUUUGUGGCUUGAAAAGCUCGUAGGAAUCAUGAUUAUUAUAAUAAUGAUCAUGAACCAAAAACAUAUAGAUGAUUUUCCUUCAUCCAUGAAUAACUUUUACAUGCAUCCAAGUAUGUAUCUACUAAUGAAUAAACAGGAGCUAAAGUCAUAGUAUGACAUAAAUUCAAAUUAAUAAAAUGCUAUUUUGAUGAGUAUGCAUACAACUCGGUAUAGAUAAAUAUUUCUUUCAUGUCAGCACAAUCCAUUUCAAUAUUACAGCUGUAGGUCUGGCCAUGGUUUGCUUCAAACUGUGAAUGGAACGAAACUGAACCUUUCAAAUCUGGGAUCCAAACUAUACAUAUGUAGAUGUGGUUUAUGUUAUCUAUAUUAGACAUUUGAGUUUCUGUAAAUAUAUAAACAAGAGUGAUUGGUAGCAGAGAAAGAGGAGGAAAAUGGGGAAAACCAAGAGAAACAUAGAGAACGGAAAAGGGAGAGCUGAUUAACAAACUCUGCCUAGUCUUUACUCUCAUCUCUGAAUACCUAACGUUUCAUGUGAACACAAAACAGGAAUCAAAAUUAAUUAGAAUACAAAUCACCAUAACAUAUAUUCCUUAUAAGGAUUCAAAUUGGUUAAGUAGGUUAUUUCUAAUUGAUAAAAAAUAACCAAAAAUAGCAGCGCUCAUUUCAUUGUGCAGCUCAUGGAGUUUAAACAUAAAUAGCAAGUCUUUUAAUGGUGAUGCUCUUGUCCACCUAGAACUCCCAACACAAACCUACAGCCCCAAUUUUAAAUGUUUUUGCUUUCUUUUUUCCGACAAGAAAUAGAGUGCACUUAAAAGUCUAGCAUUUGAGUCGUAGUGAAAAACUAAUGAAAUUUGGAAAAAAAAAAAAAGAAAAGAAACAAUGGAUGGUGUAGCUAUGAUUUUUCUAACACAAAUGAAAAAGCAGAGACAGAAUUUCCAUAAUAAAUGGGAAAAGAUCAGAGAUAGCAUUAAUACCCAUUUAAAUUUCCCAUGAUCAUUGAGCACAUCCAAAUUUUGUUUCAGAUGACUGUCCUUUUGUUGCCUAUCGAAUUCCCAGUUUUGGGAAAAGAGCAAAAGUGUUAGAAACGAAUUUUAAGCAGAACAGAACAAAAAUAGAAAAACAUUAGCUCUUGUGGGCAAACUGGAAAAGCAUUCAAAUUGCUGCAAAAGGCAAACUUAAGGAGGAUAAGUAUCAUGUAAAUCUCAGAAACAUAUAUUUAAAUUUCAAAAGAUAUCAAUGAAUUUAGAGAUGACUUGCAAUAUGGAUUGCCAGAAAAGGACUGGGGUUCAAGUUUACAAGAUUGCUCAUAAACUUCACUUGCUCAAUGAUAAAAAUUGGGGUGAAGAUAAUAUGAGCUUUAUGCAAUUGCUUCUAAUCUAAGCAUAGUUGAUUAGCAGAGAAAAAUUGGAUAUAUGCUUUCAGAAUUUGUGCAUGCCUGAUCAAUCAAAUACCUCCAUUAUUCCUGGAUAUUGCUACAUAAGUUGCAAAAUUUAAAAUCUUGACAGAAGCAUGAAGAAUAUUUUAAUAUGGCAAAAUAGAAAUGGUGUUCUGAGCAUAUACAAAUAUAUAUAGGAUCAGUAACAAAGGCACAAGUUAUUCCUAAAGGCACAGGUUAUUCCUAAACCUGUCUGGCCAAUCGAGAGUGAGACUACAGAGAACUUAGCUAAUCUAAGUUGCGCAUGUAUCUUGUACUGAAGAAUCUUUAUCUCUAAACUUCAUCUUCAUCAAGCGAGACACACAUCUGGCAUUCCAGGACAGACCCAGGAUUGGCAUAAGUGCAAAGAUCACAAAACCAAUAGUCUUCUGCUUCCUCUGGCGAGCUGCUAGCCCCGUGAGAGACCACAUCAGAUAGGCCAUUCUCCAAUACUCUUACCAGCUUCUCAAAGUAGUCUCCAGUAACAACGGUAAGAGUAAGUAGCAUUGUCCGGAAUUUAAUGAAAUCCUUUGAUAGGCCAUCAGAAUCAAGAAACUGUUCCAGCUCUUUUUCUGCACAAUCAUGAAGCUUUUCCAGUCUAGACUCUGCCUCCCCUUGCAAGUACUCAAAAAACUGUUUCUUAGCAAGCUCAUUUUCUGGCAGGUAGUAUCCAUAUGCAUAACUCCAUUCCAGCACUCUCCUACAUUCAACCACCUGCAGCCAUGCCUUCGUUAUGAAAUCCAUAUUGUCUUCAGGUAUGCCUUGUAUCUCACUAAGCCUUUUAAAUUUCACAUCCUUUAUAUGUUGAAAAUCUGCAAGUGCUUUUAGUUUUGACUUUCGAUUGGCAUCCCAUCGUUCAAAAUAAUGUGUAUAUUUCUCUAAAGAUUGCUUUGCCAUCUCUUUUUUCCUCACUGCAUUAUCCAGAUAUCCAUUACAUUGUCCAUGAUUUUCAUAUGGAGCAAGACAUAACCAGCAAAAGCUAUACAUACAGACCCUGCAAGUCAUGUGCAUACAACCCUGGUUCUUUUCAAUUGGUCUUCUGCAGUUAGGACAAGGCUUGCAGUAAGUUAGUAUGUAAUUAACGUUUUCAGAUUCUGACUGGUUCUUGGAAAUCCACUUCUUCACAGUCUCACAAUCCACAGGACGGUGACUUUCAUCAUCGCAAUUCCAGCAAAAAC
This is a messenger RNA of Manihot esculenta (cassava), 3987 nucleotides long. RefSeq lists its product as uncharacterized. NCBI's taxonomy places the organism in Eukaryota, Viridiplantae, Streptophyta, Magnoliopsida, Malpighiales, Euphorbiaceae. The coding region runs from base 170 to 1060 and encodes 296 amino acids. The record is from RefSeq and is a predicted model, not a curated record. The transcript is spliced from 6 exons.